AUGUUUCUUUCGUUUAUUUUCUUCCGUCCUUUUUUCUUCCUUCCUAAGGUAUUUCUUCUUUGUUUAUCUUCCUCGCUUAAUUCGUUUUUUUCUUUCUAUUCAUUUUUUUUCUUUGCUUUUUCACCUUCUACUUCUCUUCCUUUUUUGUCACAAUUAUUUCUUAACCUUCUCAAUAGCUUUUUGUUGAUGUCGUUACUUGCGUUGCUAUUCUUGAUUUUUCAGGUUUUUUUCUCAUCGUUCCAUGUUUAUUUUUUUGUCUUGGCUAAUUUUUUUUCUUUUUCUUUUCUUCAUUCUAUUCAUUUUCUUUCUUACUUUCUUUCUAGAAACUUUUCGUUUAUUUCUUUGUCUCCGCUAUUUUUGUUUUUCUUUUCUUCAAUUAUACUUUUCUUCCUUUUUUCAUUUCUUUUUUACUUACUUUCUGUCCCAUUCUUUCUUUCUUUCUGUCUGUUUGUCUUUCUUUCUUUCUCCACAAGUUCUAUGUAUUCACUAUUUUUCUUUCUUUUGUAUGUGUUCUCAUUAUCCACAUUCUCUCUCUCUCAACAACGUCCAUUACUUCGAAUCUCACUGGAUGCCCUACAUUUGUGGCUUUCUUCUUCUUCUUCUUCUUCUUCUUCUUCUUCUUCUUCUUCUUCUUCUUCUUCCACUUCUAUCUGCCGUGUCUCUUCAGGAGUGAUUUUCCAAAUCUUAUUUUCUCUCUCUCUCUCUUUCUUUCUUUCUUUCUCUCUCUCUCUCUCUCUCUCUCUCUCUCUCUCUCAAGGGUUCCAUCAAAGAAACUAUUCUUCUUCUUCUUCUUCUUCUUCUUCUUCUUCUUCUUCUUCUUCUUCUUCCUCCUCCUCCUCCUCCUCCUCGUCAUAA
Molecule: messenger RNA, 855 nt
Organism: Acanthosepion pharaonis
Lineage: Eukaryota; Metazoa; Mollusca; Cephalopoda; Sepiida; Sepiidae
Source: the annotation of a GenBank genome assembly